AUGAAUCGUCGUGGGUCCAUCUGCCAGAAUGCAUUGAAAGAAGCCAUCGAAUCCAACAAUGCCGCCACCCUUGAAUUGCUAUUUCAGCAGAAAAUUGAUCCGAACGUUACUCUGUGCGAUGAUGGUGAGCUUCCCCUUAUCAAGGCCGCCAUGUGUGGUUCCGAUAGGGCAAUGCACGUCAUCCUCAACCAUGGUGCAUCAGUUACUGCCACUGAUACAUGGGGUAACACGGCCCUCCAUUGGGCGGCAGUUGCAGGCAACAUGAAUUGUGUGUACCUACUUCUGCAGCACGGAAUCUUCAAGGAUACCUUCAACCGCCUAAGAAAAACGCCCCUAAUGCAGGCCGUUUCCUACGAACACAUUGAUGUUGUGAGAUAUCUCAUCGUGCAAGGUGCUUCCACGACGCCCGAGCUGAAUGAUUAUGACGAGUCAGCCCUCACUCUCGCAUCUUAUGCGGGCAAUGUUGCAAUAGUGGAGCUCAUUUUAACUGUGAAGGUUCCGAAGAAGUUUCGAAAGAGACAGCUGUACGCUUCCCUUACACAGGCCGUAUUGGGCGAGCAUAUGGCGGUGGCACAAAUCUUGUUGACUCGUGGGGCGCCUGUCAAUUUGCCCAGCACCUCGAUUGAAAACCCACUUUUUGCAGCCAUUCGUCGUGGCAAUGCAUCAAUCAUUCGCCUUCUUCUUUCCCAAGGAGCAAAUGUUAAGUACGUGGAUCAGCAUGGCUACACACCACUCAUGGAGGCUACGAGAAGACGAAAUGUGGAUGCCAUCAGAGCUCUCCUAACAGCAGGCGCAGACAUAAAUGCGGUGAAUAUGCUAACUCGCGAGACUGCCUUUUUUCUGGCCGAAGAACGGGGUUACGCUGAAAUCUCUGAGAUUCUACUCGAAGCUGUCGCUAAAAGAGCCACAUAA
Molecule: messenger RNA, 912 nt
Organism: Echinococcus granulosus
Lineage: Eukaryota; Metazoa; Platyhelminthes; Cestoda; Cyclophyllidea; Taeniidae
Product: Ankyrin repeat and KH domain-containing protein mask
Exons: 5
Coding region: 1-912 (303 amino acids)
Molecular function (GO): protein binding
Source: RefSeq, a predicted model, not a curated record